AUGAGUGAAAACGUUACAAAGAAUGGUCAAGAGGUUUUGGUUUGUCAUGUUGAAGGAUUAGAAGCUUAUCGCGCUGGUAAGUGAAGACACAUGUAAACUACGUUCAACACCUGUACAGCAUCUCCGUGAAGAGCUUUAUUACACACAAAACUGAAGGUGGAAAAAUACAUGAAUUCUGUAGUAAAUUAUUGUAACUAAAAAUUCUGUAUUCUACAUCAAGUUUAGGAAAAUUCCUCAAUCCACUAGAAACCAAAACAAUCCAUUCUCCAAACAAAAGGUUAAAGAAUUCCUAUAUAUAAUUCCUCAUCCCCUUAGUAUCAAGGUGGGCCCAAGGUCAAUCAGGCCAUGUCAUAUAUAAGAUCCUUUCUAGACCAAGUAGGUCGGUUUGCAUGACGAUAAAAUGUAUAGGUUUCAUGCAUGCAAAGCAGUAAGACCAGUAAGACCGAAUCGUUAUGGUAGUUGAAAUGUAAUGUAAUGUAAUCUGAUACUGAAAUUCAGCUACAACGUAGACACGUAAUACGUACACCCUGGAAAUAACUCCACUUUGUGUUUCACCCAGGCAAAACACCCGUCAGUAAAAUACCCAGUGAUCUGCCACAAUGGAAACAAGAGUUGCUGAAAAAAAAGGAAAAAGAGAAAAUGGUAAGCUAGUAUGAAAUGGCCCGUUUAUUGUUUCAACUACGCAUUACCAUUAACUGCAUUCGACAGAUUAUAGGACAAUAACCUCGCGAAUAUAGUGUCGGGUUCCCUUUCUGCAUCCAGAGCAAAACAGGUGGUUGCAUGGCUGCGCUGCCUGGUCUAACGAGGAUGAGAGUUGCCCCGGUCAAAAGAGAACAAGAGUUGCUCAAAGUUUACUGGAAAUUAAGGCGAAUGGUAAAAUCUCAUCAACUCAGUCUCAUAAAAAUUUGAACCAGCUCAAAGUUGACGAAGAUUGCAUAAUCGAUAACCAUUGGCGGUCAAAUGGGAGGUAGAAUUGUAAAACUCUCAUAACUCUCACCCUCGUUUGACCGGGUUUUAGUGCCAUUAGAAGGCAUUAUUAUUCUCAAGGUUAUCUGGUGAUGGCUUUCAAAAGCUUGGUUUUUGUAACUGUUUUAAUUGACACGACUGCUUUUCUCUGUUUACCAGGAGAAACACAGAGAAGAAAUGGCGAGGUUAUAUGAAGACAGCCAAACACCCGAAUGGAUGAAGCCAUUGAAAAAACUUCACCAGCGAAGGAAAUCUGAACAAUCGGAAAAGGAAGAGGCUGAAAGGAGAAAAGCAGAGGAAGAAAAACAACGUUUCGAAGCACUGCCGGCGUGGAAGAAACAACUCAUUUUUAAAAAGAGAGCAAAGUCUGCGGAUAAUCUUCUUGCCGGAUGUGAUGUCAAGAGUCUCGACAAAUCUGAAACCAAAGAGUUAGAAAUUGUAAAUUCAGAGUGCAAAGCGAAAGAGAAGAUAGAAAAUGGUGAAGUUAAUCUUGAAUCCGAUGCGGGAACCAAUGGAGUCGAUGAUGGUAAUGAGAAUGGCAUUUCAGACAAUGAAAAGCUCGAUUAUGAAACAUCCAUAGACGAGAUCGAGAAAGAAGGUGAACAUGAUGAAGAAAAUGAAGAAGUUGAAGACACUGGAGAUGAUAGUGAGCAGGCUGUAGAUUUCGACAAAAACGAAGGCGAAGAAAUUGAAAUCGCUCAAAAAAUCGAUGAAGUUGAUGGUGAUCAAAAAGUAAACAUAAGUGAAGAAAUUGAGGAUCAUGAUGAUGAAUUACAAAUAGAAUCAUCAGACAACUCAAGUGAAGGUGAAUUAAGUCCAGCCGUUCCUAAUGACAAUGAAGACGAGAGCCAAUUACUUGAGCCGGAUGAAGACGAAGCGAAAGAGACUGGAGAACAGCAGGUGGAAGAGAGUGGUGAACCCGAAGAAGUCGAAAACAAUAAUGAAGACAAAAACCGAGAGUAA
This is a messenger RNA of Paramuricea clavata, 1929 nucleotides long. The record is from the annotation of a GenBank genome assembly. NCBI's taxonomy places the organism in Eukaryota, Metazoa, Cnidaria, Anthozoa, Malacalcyonacea, Plexauridae.